AGAAAAAAAAACAACAAAAACAUUAUCAAAUUUUGGCUAAUUUGAACGCGAAAAAUUUUGUUUUAAACGUUUGUGGUCGUGUUUUAAUGAAAUUUUCAAGUCAUUGAAGGCUUGAAAAUUAAAGAAAUUGCGUAGUAUUUAGUUUGCGUUACAAGAAAUGCUCCUGAAUUGCCAAAGUUUGUGGCGAAGAAGUGCAAAUAUCGACGUAUUUACAUACUGAACUACGUUGUAGUACAUCAGUGACUUUCACCUUCUGCUCAGAAUUAUUUUUAGCUCGAAUGUAUUUAUAAACUUUCGCGAUGUCUUCUGACUCUGGAGCACGUAAACGAAAUGUUCCAAUCAAAAAGAAAAAAGGAAGUGCCGGUAGCAUUAAUCCGGGAGGAAUUACCGUUCGUGAGAUCCCUUUGAGUAAACCGAGCGCCGAUGAGCUGAUCCAUGUUCAGAAAGAUGUACAAUUCGGUGACAAUUGGUGUAAAGUAGCUGUAUUUUUUGCCAUUUCCAGUGCUCUCGUUGGAGUAGCGUAUUGCGUCUUCCUUGGAAACAACUCUGGCACACAAAGCGAAUCUCAAGCGUUUGAUUGGCUUCCUUCGUUACCAUCGUUGCCCAGUUUCGACUUCUUCUCCAACAACGAACUACCUCAAGAAGCAAUCGACGAAGAACCGGUGGUUGAUAAUGAAGCUGAAUCUAGUUAUUUAGAUUUGCUAUGGUCGUUGUAUCCUUUCGGUCAGAAUGACGAACCACCAGCUUCGGAGGUAUCUACAGAAAAGUCAGAAAAAGAUGAAGAUAUUUCUAAAGAAUUAGAAAAUGAUAAAGAUUCUCGUGAAGAUGACAGUAAAGAGUCUGGUAACCAAGAUGAAAGUAAGGAGUCUAAUAACGAAGACGAAUUAGAAAAUAAUAACGAUCAAGAUGACAGUCGAGAUGAUCACGAAAGUGAAGAAAAUCCAGACGAUGAAAAAAAUACAGAUGAAGAAGAAGACGAUCAAAAUGAUAAUAAUAACGAUACCGAUGAUGAAAAUCAAAAAGACGAAGACACCGAUGAAAAUGAUGUUUCGAACUCAGCCGAUGAUGUAGUAAACAAGUUCGAACAGUAUAAAUCGUACAAUUAUUAUUCUCAGAAAAAGGACGACGAUGAAGACGACGAUCUUCAAAAAGAUUCCAAAGAAGAUGACGACGAUUCAUCUAAAGAAAGUAAAGAGCAAAUUGACCGUCGUGAUGAAAGGUAUAAUUAUUAUCAUAAUCGAGAAUCCGAAGAGGUGAAAAAAUACGAAUACAUAAAAGGCGAAGAUGAUCAUAAUGAAAGUGCCGAGGAAGAAGGGCUAGAGAAAAUUGACAGCGAGGAAAACACCAAAGAUGAGAAUGAAGAAGAAACCAAGAUCCCUGAAGACGAUUCUCACAGUAGCGAAGAAGUCGAACAUGAUCCUGUUGUGCUUCCCGAGGAGCCAGUUGAACCAGAAGCAGAAGAACCUAAUGAAGAGCCGCAAUCUGGAAACAUGGUUACCAAAUUAAGUGUGGGCAUUGCGUUGAUUUUUGUCGCGUACUCGGUUAUUAUCAGAAAAUGGAACAACUACGUUGAUCGAGUUGCAAAUGAAGCCGACGCUGUUCUCAUUGACGCUGGCGGAGAUUAUGGUGACUUGGCAGAUAUCGCUCAAUCAAUUGCUGAUAAUUUGCUGGAUUCCAUGAAUAACGAUUCUAAUUCGUAUAACGAACCUUCCGAAGCUGAAAACAGAACGCUGCAAGAUUAUCUAGAAACGCCUUCAAAUUCUGCCACUGAACAAUCUGAGGACGAAUCAGCGAAUGAACCAGCUAAUGACGGAAGCAUACCGAUGGAUUCUGAAAAAUCACAGACUGCAUCUGAAACAGAGAGUGAAACUGAUGACGAUUCGGAGUAUGGAAAGGGUGAUUACGACCGAAUGAAUAUAACGAAUCGAGCAGAUUGGCAGUACAGACAUCAGCUCGAUGAGGCUGACGAUGAUUGGGAUCGUGAAGAUAUUCUGAACGCAACUCUUAAGUAUACAGCCAUUCUUGAACAAGAACCGAAAUCUGUACGAGCUCAAUAUGGCAUGGUUAGAUUUUACGACUCGAAAGCCGAUAGUCUUCAAAGUAACUCGUACCUAGCCAACGUGAUAGAAUUAUAUCAAAAACUAUUGCAUAUGCCUGACAUACCUGAAGCUUUGGCAAAAGUAAUUGCCGAGAGAACUCUUAUUAGGAUGAGAUUCAUAGGUAAUUACGAUGAAUCUGUAUCGUUGCUUAAAAUGUUGAUUGAGAAGUAUCCUCAGCAAGUUUCCUAUCAAAUUAAUCUCGCCAUUUCUUACCUAAUAUUAAAUAAAUUACCAGAAGCAGAAGCUAUUCUUGAAAAAGUGCUGAGAAAUGAUCCUGAUAACGGAUUAGGUUUGGUUAACUACGGAUUCAUUGUGAAAAUGAAAGGUGAAUACGAGAAAGCAGUCGAUACUUUGAGUAGAGGUAUCUCGAGCGGUGUGAAAGGAACUGAUGAUAGUAAGUUUUAUUAUCAUUUGGGAGAAGCUUUACAAAGAUUGGGAAGAACAGAAGAAGCAUUGAAGUUGUAUCAAAGUGCUGCUGAUAAACGAAUAUUUCGUUCUAAGUAUCAACGAUCGUUGUAUAACGUUAAUGGAUUGAAAGCUAAACCUUGGUGGGUUCCUGCGGAUACACAAUACAACGAUUUUUUCAAAAGUUUGGAACGUAACUGGGAAAAGAUUCGCGAUGAAGUGAAGAAAAUAAUGAUGAAAGAGAAGCACAAAACGUUUAAAGAUGAAGCCGAACAAUUACGUGAAAAAGGAGAAUGGAAGCAGCUCGAGAUAUUUUCCAGAGGAGUAGAAAAAUCGACGUGUAAAAAGCUCCCUGUAACUUGCGGUUUAAUCAGAGGAUUUGUUCCUGCCGCCGGAUGUCGCAGAGGGCAAGUUAAAUUCAGUAUUAUGGAACCAGGCACUCACGUUUGGCCUCACUGUGGUCCAACCAAUUGCAGAUUAAGAGCCCACCUUGGUUUAAUUGUUCCUAAAAAUGUUACCAUUCGAGUUGCCGAAGAAACCAGGAGCUGGCGUGAAGGAGAAGUGCUUCUGUUCGAUGACAGCUUCGAACACGAGAUCUGGCAUAAUGGUACGUCAUCCAGAUUGAUCUUGAUAGUCGACGUAUGGCAUCCAAAUCUAUCGGAAGAUAAACGUAAAACUUUGUCCGCCAUUUGAUCAUGUACAUGUGAUGGUUUUUUUUUUUUUUAAUAAUCUCGCAGUAUUUACUCAAGACUUGCCUAUAUGUACCCUCCCACAAUGUAUACCAUAAUGAAGAUGGGAGUUUUUUUUCUAGACGUUGUAGUCUAAAAUCGUUUUCUCAUUUUCUACAUAUAUCCUACUUAAUUCACUUGCCAAUUUGAUUUAUCCAAGACUUGAGUGUUUUUUCUUGCUCAAGAAUUAUUCAACGUAUUGUGAAAGAUGAGAUGUGAUCUGACCAAUGUAUUAUUUUAGUCCAAGUUUUUAGUCAUUUUGUGAUUUUUAACGGUGUUUUUGUUGAUGAAAUAUAUUGUUUUGUUAAAUACCUA
Planococcus citri (citrus mealybug) is the source of this 3547-nucleotide messenger RNA. It is a transcript of the gene Asph, whose product is annotated as Aspartyl beta-hydroxylase. Gene Ontology annotation, biological process: peptidyl-aspartic acid hydroxylation. The transcript has 19 exons. Gene Ontology annotation, molecular function: peptidyl-aspartic acid 3-dioxygenase activity; protein binding. Gene Ontology annotation, cellular component: endoplasmic reticulum. The record is from RefSeq and is a predicted model, not a curated record. Lineage: Eukaryota; Metazoa; Arthropoda; Insecta; Hemiptera; Pseudococcidae. Bases 300 to 3197 code for a protein of 965 amino acids.